Vanessa atalanta (red admiral) is the source of this 1587-nucleotide messenger RNA. RefSeq lists its product as uncharacterized. Gene Ontology annotation, molecular function: protein binding. The record is from RefSeq and is a predicted model, not a curated record. The transcript is spliced from 10 exons. The coding region runs from base 10 to 1587 and encodes 525 amino acids. NCBI's taxonomy places the organism in Eukaryota, Metazoa, Arthropoda, Insecta, Lepidoptera, Nymphalidae.
AAAAUAAUCAUGGAAGCGGAUACUUUACCGGGAAGACGUCGUCUACCAAAACUAAUGGCUUGUAUGACACAGAAUAGUCUAGAAAAUCUAAGAAAUAGAGCCUUGUUUAGUUUAGAUGCAUUAGACGCCAAAGGAAUCCGAAGACGCAAAUUACCUCUACACGAAUGCCUCAUUUUGGAAUUGAGGGAAAGCGGAUAUUCUGAAUCGUCGGAUUAUCUACAAGAUCUUAUUUAUGACAACAUACAGCUUUUGGCAGAGGAUGACAUCGGUAUAGUUGUGGAUCUUAGGAAGAAGGAAGAUUACCUUGAACAUAUCAGUAAUGGCUUAAUUAAAGCUGAAAAAUAUCGUGACAAAGAAAAUACGAAGAAGGAGUGCUUAGAACUAUUAAGCCUCGCAUUAUAUUACUCUGAAAAAGGAAAAGGAAUUUUGUGGCUCGCCGAAAAGUUCUUUUUAGCGUCCAUAGCUGUUUCAAGUCAGUAUUUAAUAGAUGGUGGGCGACAGAAAGGCUGCUGUAAAUAUCACUACGCUUGUUUCUUGCUUGAUAAAUUUCCAGGUGCAGAUCCCGAAGAGCCUUUUGUCAUCCUCACCGAAGUUAGAGAUUGUGCUAUCGGAAAGGAUUGGCUUCUAAUCGAAUCUGAUGAAGGCGGGGAUGUAUCAUCCGAAACAGUGUUCUCCGCAACUGCAAUUCAACUACAUCGAGUACUACUUAGCAAAGCGCGACUAUCUCGAGAUGUCGAUCCCGCUAAAUCAGAGAGGCUAUCGCGACUCGCUGAACGUAGAGCAAGGGAUGCAAAAGAUACGCCAAAAAUAGCUGAGGCUAUAAUAGAAAUUGGCGUAAGUCAAUUAAUGAUGAAUAACUUGAACAAUGCACACAAAACUUUUCUAAGAGCGCUUCAAAUUUAUGAACAAAGUGGUGAUGUCAAAGGUUUAUGCGAAACGAAGAUGCACUUAGCCGCUGUCAUGCAAAGACUAGGCGAGCACGAAACGGCGGCUAAGUUACUUACAGAAAUGGGCGCUUUAGCAAUGGAACACGGCCUUCGGAGACAGCUUGGUCGAGCCUUACAUCUUCUAGGAGAGUUGCAUUUGAGACGAGAAAGACCUGAACUUGGCACACAACAUCUCACUGAAGCAUUUCAAUGCUUUAUGGGAUUGAAUUGGCAAAAUCCAAAACAAAAUAUAGUAAAAAAGGAUAAAGAGACAUCUAGCGAGCUGGAUGUUAUAUACAAAACUGAUACCAUAGAAAUCUAUGAAGAAGAAGCGGAACAAUCUAGAUUGAUGAUGGCUAUAUCAGCUGGUCAAGAAUUAAUGGCAUCAUUUUUUAAUUUGAUAAGAGAGUCUGGUAAAUGUUCCGUUGCAAAAUUGAAAAUGAUUGAAUGGAAAUUGUCUCGUUCUGGUUGGUGGGUUACUAAGCAACAUCACCAAUUAGUUCCAUGUAUAUGUCCUGUCCAUAAUCGGACACCAUUGGAUGUAUUGCAAAUUCAUCUUGGUAACAAAAAUUUGAUGACGGCUAAUUCAGAUGCUGAAGCAUUAUUGGGUAGAAUAGAUACUGUUGAAGAUAUAAGAAAACUUCGAAGUAGUAUUUCUUAA